This is a messenger RNA of Python bivittatus (Burmese python), 1038 nucleotides long. The record is from RefSeq and is a predicted model, not a curated record. NCBI's taxonomy places the organism in Eukaryota, Metazoa, Chordata, Lepidosauria, Squamata, Pythonidae.
ACUACGUGUUCCUCUGCAGCAGGGACAGGCCCAGCAGUCUUCUGCCUCCAAAGCGGGGAGGAUGAGGAGGAAGACGAAGGUGCAGCCGAUGGCCUCCCUCUGGGCGCAGACAGCUUGGCUUCUUCAGAUGCUGAGUCUGAUCUCCUCUUGGGCAUUUUGGACAGUCUGGAUCCAGACCUGUUCCUGCACUACAGCAACUCAGAGGGAGCCUACUUUGAGAAGCUGCAGCAGGAAGUGUGUGGAGAAGCAGCUGGUCCCUUACCAGCCUCCCCCAGUCCCUCUCUGGGGCCCACACCACCCAAGCUGGACACCAUUAAUGAACUGAUCCGCUUCGAUCACGAGUACACCAAGCCGUUCUUCCUGGAGAUCAUAUCGGAAGCGGCCAGCCAGACUGGCAAGCUGAUGGAGGAAGUGGUGGCUUCUCCUCCCCUGCAAGCCCCCAUCUCCGUGAAGGAGGAGCCUGCAGAUACGCUUUUGCCUGAUCUGGGCCUCUCCCACCUGCUCUCCUCAGACCAGAGGCCUCCCUCGCUGCUGGAUGCAGCCAGCGACUCAGGCUAUGAAGGCUCACCCUCUCCAUUCAGUGACCUGUCCUCUCCUGUGGACACAGACUGCAGCUGGGAGGAGGCUUUUGCCAAGGAGCUCUUUCCCCAGCUGAUUAGCGUGUGACACACGCUCAGCUUCUGGACCGCACUCAGAUGGACAGGGUCUUUUGAAAGAACAUCCCUCUUGAAAGUGUUUCAUCUGAACCUUAAGUAUUGCUUCCUUUUUUGUAUGUUGCCUCUGCCCGGCACUUUCCUAAUUGAGGUGUUCCAUAGCCCUUCCAAGAAAUGAAACUGCCACUGAGUCAGCCUUGCCGGAAGGAAAGGAUCCUGCUUAGGAAGAAAUUGCUAACCCCUCUCAGCAGCUUUCCCUCAACAUGUAAAUAAAUGGGGGUGGGGGGUUGAAAUAUUGUGUAAAUAUACACAUAUUACUUUUUUGAAAGUUAUUUUCCUGCAGCAUAUUUAAAAUUUUGCUGUAAUUAAAAUGCAGAGCAAGUGA